UGGACUUCACGGCCACAUGAGUAAUAAACAUGACAGGGGAAUUUCGUCAGUCUGGGAGUUUGCAGCUCAAGCGAAGAAGGACGCCUGCCGACAUACUGAAACUCACACUUUACUCUUAUCUUCUCAUAGCGUUUGUAGAAAUGGCUAACGAAUCCCUCUUUGUUAACGUGAACAAGUGGAUCUUGGAGAAUGAACAUGCCUUCCUGCCGCCAGUGUGCAACAAACUGAUGCAUUUCCGUCAGCUGAACAUCAUGUUUGUGGGUGGUCCCAACACUAGGAAAGACUAUCAUAUUGAAGAAGGCGAAGAGCUCUUCUAUCAGAUUCGUGGGGACAUGUGUCUGAAAAUAGUGGAGAAUGGAAAGCACAAGGACAUUCACAUCCGUGAGGGAGAGAUGUUUCUGCUCCCCGCUAGGAUCCCCCACUCCCCACAACGUCAGGCCAACACAGUGGGUCUGGUGGUGGAACGCAGGCGACUGCUAACUGAGACAGACGCCCUCAGGUACCAUGUCGACAACAGUACUGACAUCCUGUGGGAGCGCUGGUUCUACUGCAAGAACUUGGGAACGCAGCUGGCACCCGUCAUUAAAGAGUUUUUCGCCUCUGAGGAGCACCGCACCGGGAAGCCGAACCCAGCAGACCCACCCAAGAAAGCCCCCUUUCCUCUGAACACCGCUAGCGUGAUGGCCCCGUUCAGCUUCAAGGACCGCGUGGAUGGUCUCCGUGCCGAUAUCGCCAGCAGCAAAUCUGUGGACAUGUUUGGGCCAGAGUUUGAGACGGAGGUGCUUUUGUGGGGGCCGGGGGAGACCAACACUACCAAGCACGAGGCCGACCGCUGGAUCUGGCAACUGGAGGGUACCUCUGAGGUCACUCUCAACCAUGAAAAGUUCAACCUCACCAAGGGAGACAGCUUGCUGAUACCCGAGAAGAACGAGUAUAACUGGAAAAGAAGUAAGGACUGCAUUUCUUUCUUUGUUGCUCAAGACCAUGAACGUAAAAGACCCUUCUAAUCAGCCUUGGCCUUCUCUGUAUGUCUGAGAGAGAGGAAGAGCUAAGAAGAGCUCCCAUGUCAAAUAUCAUACCAUACCAUCAUACCAUAUCACAUUUGCUAAAUGUCCUUCCCUUGAUUCCAGAACUUUAGUCGACGAUCACAGGGUAAUAUUUUGCUUGUUGAUACUAAUUACUUGCACAAUUUGUUCAAAUUUGACUGGAGUAGGUAAACACUUAUCAGGGUGAGAUUCUUGUGACAGAUAUGGGCCUAAUACACUGAUGUUGCAAGCUCACUGUCAAUGCUGGCAUAAGCUUGGCUACUACCUAACGCAAAACAGAAUAAACCCCAAAUAUCAGGUUUUCAUUUCAAAUUAUUGACUUUUUUGACCAAACUGUCAUAUACCACAAUCUCCGAAAGCACGAAGGUAGAGGAAAUGACCAAACUGCAUACCCACCGCCCACAUCUCUCCCCACUACCACAACACACAAAAUGCUGACUUUUGAUAGACCAUAUCAGACAGCAUCAGUAAAUCUACAGAGCGUGUACGUCUGGAAUUUUGGAAUUGAGUGGUAGAGUGGGUAAAGAAACUUGGCGCCCUCUAUAAUAAUGAAAUGCACUUGUAUUAUAACUUCUGUACUUUCUAUGUUACAUUACUCACAUUAAAUAUAGCAUCUCCA
Messenger RNA from Clupea harengus (Atlantic herring), 1665 nucleotides. It is a transcript of the gene haao, whose product is annotated as 3-hydroxyanthranilate 3,4-dioxygenase. Gene Ontology annotation, cellular component: cytoplasm. NCBI's taxonomy places the organism in Eukaryota, Metazoa, Chordata, Actinopteri, Clupeiformes, Clupeidae. Gene Ontology annotation, molecular function: 3-hydroxyanthranilate 3,4-dioxygenase activity; iron ion binding. The record is from RefSeq and is a predicted model, not a curated record. Gene Ontology annotation, biological process: 'de novo' NAD+ biosynthetic process from L-tryptophan; quinolinate metabolic process.